ACCAGUUCCCCGUUGAACCGAUGGGGGGAACGGGAGAGUCGGAGUGGCCGCUCCGUGGCUCGCUCCCUCUGUGCGUAAGAUCCGGCCUGGGGGAAAGGGAUGAAUGUUAAUUUCAAAGAUGGCGGCGGAGGGAGGAGGGAAGGAGAUGAACGAAAUUAAAACUCAGUUCACAACUCGGGAAGGCGUCUACAAACUCCUCACUCACUCCGAAUACAGCCGUCCUAACAGGGUGCCUUUCAACUCGCAGGGUUCCAACCCCGUCAAGGUCUCCUUCGUGAACGUCAACGACCAGUCGGGCAACGGCGACAGGAUCUGUUUCAAUGUGGGCCGUGAGCUCUACUUCUACAUCUACAAAGGCGUUAGAAAGGUAAUGUCAGCGGAAUCCGUGAGAGCGCAAGAUAGGAACCCCCGCUGGUCUCUGAGCUGUUGAUAAACUUUCAGCUUGUGUUCAGUAACUCUGCUCGGUGCUUGACUUUGAAAUUAGCUGCUAGCUAGUUAGCUUGGAGCUGAAGCUAGCCUGUAGUUAGCUAGCCAACGAAAGUGGCUAACGUUAGCAAACCAGUAGCCACUUGGAGGCCAGGGGCUAAACUCCGUCCCCCCGGUCUGUCUCUCUUCUCAAGCGUUUCUCCACUUCUGUAGAGAUCACAGGACGACCACUGAGGUUUAAUUUGCUUUUGAUUCCGUGUGAGUUGUCAGGGUUGACAUUGCUGGUGUAAUGGUUGUUUUGGUUUGUGAGGACAGUGACAGCCCCUGUGUUGCUGACCAGAGCACCUGUCAUUGCUUUUGACUGGCAGCUUUUAAACAGUCUCAUUUAAUGUCAUCCUACUCUGUCAGAUUUUUAUUUGGUUCCCAAGCCAGCCAUCUUCUCCCUUUGGUGAGUUUGGGAUGUGUCAGAAGUACACACCUACAAACUGAUCAAAGUACACCAAACAAGAUGAUAUUAGCAUUCAGAUCGAUUAUCCAACACAUACAUUAUCAAGUAUUAAGUAUACAUUACAAGUUUAAAGCCAAAGUUUGUUUACAUAAAAAAAAAAUGAAGCAACAUGAAGUUGUUAAACUGCCUUUGCAGUACAGUUUGACAGCAGCUACACAACUUCUAACGGGAAGUAGUCCUGUUUUAUUGCCUGUAUAACAUAUGCUUGUUGUGUGUGUAAUCACAUACAUUUUUUUUCCAACAAAUAUUUUUGCUUUCGGUUAAACCAUCUAUUAGUACGAAAAUUCCCUGAAUUGAAGUGUUUAUCUUGAAGAGACCAAUAAAAGAAAAACUCUGGUGCAACAGUAAUUCUAUUCUUGUCAAUCUGGCAAUGUAACUUGGACUGAAAACAUGACAUGUCUAGAUAUAAAACCAGAAGAAAAUAACUCAUAAUAACAGUUGUAAAAAAAAAAAAAAAUUGUAGGUCUGUGUUUCAAUAAGUUAUCAUGAGAAAAUAAGCAGAAAAUGCCAAUCUUAGUAGAGCACACAUGUAAAGGAACUGGCUGUUAAAGUCCUCUGUAGCAUUAAGUAGUAGCAGGCGAAUGAAUACUGUAAAAAAUCAAAAAUAGUGUGAUUGUCCUUUUGAAUUCAACUCUCCUUUUGUGCAGAGGCCCAGGAGGAUUGUUUUAUUUCCUAUAAGUAUUCGCCACUACUGUUUUCAAACAUAGUCUUCCCUUUGCAGCAAAUCAUAUAUAAUAAUUUGCUCAUGAAGUUAUUCACGAAUGACAGAUGGCAUAAAACCUGUGUUAAGGGCAUGAUUUUUUAGUAGAUCUUGUUUUAAGACAUGUUUUUGUCUCUGAGGUGAGAUAGAAACACCUAAUGUAACAUCUGACACCCAAAGGAACAACUGAGUCAUCAUCUUGCACUCAGUGAAUUUUCCAUCCCACAAGUUGUGUAAACUGUAAAUCAGUAACAAAUGGAUAUGUUGUUGUUCUGGUUAUCUGCAGUAUAUGCUCCAGGUGUCCUUUUCAUGGCAAUAAAAUAAUGUUGCUUUCACAUUCAAAGCAAAACGUACAUCUAACAGUACCACGACUAGCAUGUACCCAUCUGCAGGCAAAAGACAAACCUGUAUAUUUGAGUUCUUCCUCAUUUUUGCCUGGGGAAUGUCAGCUAUUUGUUGUGCGUCUUAAGGCCACAUGAACUGUGUCGAGUUGAGAUGUCACCUCAUGUGCACUUUGGUGCCGUGACACAAAAUUAAAAUCUCAGCUUUGACCAGUAAAGUUGUCCCCAGUCAGUGACAUUAAUGAAUAUUAUUUUUAAGUGGACUUGAAGCCUAGAAAAAGCAGUAGCCUUUCUUUCUUACUGCACUCACUUCAUGUUUGUUCAUGGCCUCUCUCUUCAGGCUGCUGACCUGAGCAAGCCCAUAGACAAACGCAUCUACAAGGGAACGCAGCCCACCUGUCAUGACUUCAACCACCUCACAGCUACAGCAGAGAGUGUGUCCUUGCUAGUGGGGUUUUCAGCGGGACAGGUACAGCUCAUUGACCCCAUCAAGAAGGAGACUAGCAAGCUCUUCAAUGAGGAGGUAUGAGUUUUUUUUCCCCUUUUUUCAGAAAUUGCAACAAUUUGGUUUAUGUUGAGCUUUCUUGACAGACGAACAUCUGAUGAAAGUACUGUCAUACCGCCACAUGGAAACGUCAAUUUUUUAAGGCUAGAAAAACAGUUUCAGAGCGUCUCCUUUGCUGUAAUAUGUAUUUGAGUGUGACUUUGCUCAAAACUUCACGAUUGUCUUGUGUAGAAGGAUUUAAGUAACCAAAUGAACAAAUGUGUAUGAUGUUCAAAGUAUCUUCAAAACAUUUUUUUUGUACUUUUUGGAACUGUUUUGUGUUUUCCUCACCUCCAAAGUAUAAGGUAUUCUUUGUAAAAAUGUAAGACUUUGAGCUUGUUCAGAAUAUUGAUUUUUUGAUUAAACUGUACUGACCUCAUUUUUCUGCCUCUCCCCUUCUUUGUCUGCUCUACUUCCUCCUUCCCCACCUGACCUGGUGUGCCUCUCAAUUCUCAACAACCCUCCCAACCGCCAGAGACUAAUAGACAAGUCCAGAGUGACGUGUGUGAAAUGGGUACCAGGCUCUGAGAGCCUGUUUCUGGUCUCUCAUGCCAGUGGCAAUAUGUACCUGUACAAUGUGGAGCACACCUGUGGCACCACGGCACCUCACUACCAGCUGCUUAAACAGGGAGAGAAUUACUCUGUUCACACCUGUAAGAGUAAAUCCACGAGGAAUCCCCUCCUCAAAUGGACAGUGGGGGAAGGAGCUUUGAAUGAGUUUGCCUUCUCUCCUGAUGGGAAGUUCUUAGCCUGUGUUAGCCAAGAUGGAUUCCUACGAGUCUUCAACUUUGAUGCGGUUGAGCUUCAUGGCACCAUGAAGAGCUACUUUGGCGGCUUGUUGUGUGUGUGCUGGAGCCCCGAUGGAAAGUACAUAGUUGCAGGUGGAGAGGACGAUCUAGUGACUGUGUGGUCAUUCUUGGACUGCAGAGUCAUUGCCCGAGGUCACGGGCACAAGUCAUGGGUGAGUGUGGUGGCAUUUGACCAUUACACCACCAGUGUGGAGGAGAGUGACCCAAUGGAGUUCAGUGGCAGCGAUGAGGACUUCCAGGAUCAGAUGAUUCACUUUGGACGAGAUAGGGCAAACAGUACGCAGUCUCGGCUUUCAAAACGCAACUCCACGGACAGCCGGCCUGUUAGUGUUACGUACCGGUUCGGCUCAGUGGGCCAGGACACACAGCUGUGCCUAUGGGACCUCACUGAGGACAUCCUUUUUCCCCAUCUUCCGCUUUCACGGACACGAACACAUACUAAUGUGAUGAAUGCUACCAGCCCCCCGGCUGGUGCUACAAUAAUCACUAACACCUCUAGUAACACUACUAAUGGAAACAACAGCGGUGCCAAUACUCCCGGCAUAAAUUCCCUCGCUACUACAUUACCACGCUCCAACAGCCUUCCCCACUCAGCAGCCACCACAGCAACAGCAAACAAUACCAACAAGGCUAGCAGUGGAGGUGGCAUCGGCAGUGGUAUUAUGGACAGUGCCAUUGCUACAGGUGUGAGUAAGUUCGCCACACUGUCACUCCAUGACCGGAAGGAGCGCCACCACGAGAAGGACCACAAACGCAACCAUAGCAUGGGGCACAUCAGUAGCAAAAGCAGCGACAAGCUCAACUUGCUGACAAAAACCAAAACGGACCCUGCUAAGACUCUGGGCACUCUGCUGUGCCCGCGCAUGGAGGAUGUGCCCCUCCUCGAGCCCCUCAUCUGUAAAAAGAUAGCACACGAGAGACUGACUGUACUCAUAUUUUUAGAGGACUGUUUAGUGACUGCUUGUCAGGAGGGAUUUAUUUGCACAUGGGCGAGGCCAGGCAAAGUGGUAAGUUCUUUUUAAUGUAGGAAAUGUGAGGAGAAUUCAAAUGAUUAUAUGGUCAUUUUUUUAGCUGUCCUUAAUGAGCUGGUGUCCUGUAACUAAAAACAAAGAUAUAUUCUUGAAAAAAAUACAUAUAUAAAUAUAUACUGUGGGAAAGCAUUUGUAGCUUUUGUAGUUGAGGUUGUCACUCUGCAGGCAGGCAAGAAACAUAUCAGACAUUGUUUUAUGUACAACUGCUUUCCAAUAAAAGGCCUGUACUGCUUAAGUCUCAAGUAUAACCAGUGCUAUAAAAAUGUGACAGUUUGGUUAUAUUAUAAUUUCUGGUAUGGAGCAUUUCCUGUGUAGAUCUGUGAGGGGAAAUAAGACAUUAAUCCAUACGAAGUGUGUUCAUCGGUUCAUCGUUAUCAUUCCACAAUGCAUAGCAGCCCAGCCAAGAAGUCACUUGCAUACACUCAUUUCUCAGUUUUUAUGCAAAUGGCUCUGUAUCCGCCUGAAGAAUGUCUGCAGUGUCUCACAUGCUUAGAGGUCAAUAUGUGAAUCCACCCUUGUCUACUUCCCUUCUGUCUGUGUUUUGAGAGAUUUUGCCAGAAUGAGGCACAUGAUAGUCUAGUUUUUCAUCAUGCAGGGAGUUUGAAGGUUUGUACCACCCAGAGUUAGACUUUGCAGAAACUUGACUGUUUUCUUCGAUUAUCUUCCUUUUGUAAAAGUAAUUACCCAAACAAUGCCAUAGGAGCACACGUUUGCCUUUUAAAAAUCCUGAAUAAGCAACUUGAUGCAAAUUUGAAGGUGCUGGGGUCGGUUCAGUCUAAGUGAGAUGCUCAAGCCAACCCGAUUUUUACAGUUAAAAGACAAGUGUGUAAGAGCUCUAGUGUUAUUUUAACGAUGAUAGUAAACUGUUUGCAAAGCUUUGGCGUACAAAAGCCUUAGAAGUCAGAACAAGAUGUUAACAAAGCUUUUAGAGAAACAGUUUGCCUAUGUGUUUACCCAGUGCCUUGAUCGAGCAAACCUCUCAAAUACACCUCUAGUGUAACACUGUACACUUCUCAUCCACUUGGACUACUGCUGCGCAGGCUUUUAAUUAAGUGCAGGGGACCGCGACAUGGAAAGAAGAAGCUAGAGGCUAAUUCUUAAUGAGCUAUUUGUUGCUUGACUUUUUUUUUGCCACAGUUUGUGAACUUUCCCAAUGCAAAUCUCCUUGUUUUCCUUUUUCCAGGGUUUAUUGUCAUCCCAAAACCAAGCCAGCUCUCCCAGUGGAACAGUAGUAUAGCCACAAUAUUUCUGCUGCUAAAGAACCCUGCAACCCAGAGUCUGAUGCUGCUCUUCACCCUGCAAGCAUUGCAAGUUUUCCUUUUCUUUUACACCCCUCCCCUCCCUCCUCCCUGAUUUUUGUUGAUGGCUUUUCUGUUUUUCGUUUAUAUCACUCACUUGACCUAGAGGAGGAAAGAAGCAAGAAAAGGUGCGGUGCAAUUGUGGACUAAUAUGCUGUUAUGUUCUCUGGAGUUUUAACACAUUUUAGUUUGUUUUUAAAAGAGUCUUUCUGUCGUGUCAGGUCUCCUCAGACUGUUGUCCCCUCUGGAAAUUAAGCUUGGCUUUGUAAGAUGCAAACCAGAAAAUUAUGGCUUGAGAUUAAAGGGAUAGUGCAUUCAAUUUUCAGAGUCAAAUGGCUAAGGGUAACUGACUGAAGGUGGAAUUUUGAGUGCACUAUUCUUUUAUAACCAAGUGCGUUAGCAUCUGAAAAUUUUGCAUCCAUCCACAUUAACUCACCACCUCUGUCUUUUCUUAAGUAGACUCCCCAUCUCAACGACUUUGCACUGAUUAAGUUAGUUCUAAUGUUUGUUUUUAUAACCUCUCUAAUGGAACAAAAAAAAAAAAAAGAAAAAAAAAGCAAGGGUUGAGGACUGCCUUGUUGCACUCGGCUUUAACAUCCUCAGUCUUGAAAUCUGAAUCUAUUAAGCUGGAUGCUGCAAUCAUAGUCUUUUAAAGAAAAAAAAUGUUUGCACUUAAAUUAGUUUAUUAGAAGAAAAUGGCUUUACAUUUUUGGGUGUGCUCAGAACUCACAGAUGGCUAAUACAGUAGGUGAAGGAAAUGAUAAAAACUAUUAAAACCUUUAUCUAUUGAGCAUUUAUUUUAAUAUUAUUUCAGAUUCAAAUCUGCUCUGUAUCAUAAUGUGUAUAUUGUAAUUAAUUGAUUUAAUGGGGGCCUAAGCAAACUACCAUUACUCCAGUGGAAGUUUUGUCAUUGAUAGUUAUAUUUCUAAAGCCUAAAGUAUACAUAUUAAUAAUAUUAAAAUAAUCUUGAAUACA
Molecule: messenger RNA, 6632 nt
Organism: Xyrichtys novacula (pearly razorfish)
Lineage: Eukaryota; Metazoa; Chordata; Actinopteri; Labriformes; Labridae
Source: the annotation of a GenBank genome assembly